AUGUCGAAAGAGAUGAAGACGUUUAUCAAGUACUUUCUGGCGGUCUACAAGGGCUCUUCUGAGCUCGAGCUUGCCCAGUACCACCACAAGCUUCUGUGCAGGAGUGAGCGCAGCGAGAACGACAACGCAAGGCUGAUCGCCAUCGAGUGCCUCAUGUGGAAGGGCAACACAGUCGUCGUCGACCAGCUCGCGUGCGUGCCGACCGCCAAAGCGGCCAAGACCUGCAAGAGGCCCACCAUCGCCGGCUGCCUCGACUACGUGUGGGACAAGGGCAGCGUCGUCUGGACCAAGGCCGUCAUCGUCGACUGCAUGUGGUGCCACAAGCACCGCAAGCACUGCCACUACAUCGUCGUGGACAAGGAUCGCUCCCCCUCCACCUGCAUGAUCAACUUGCACGGCUUCGCAGACCCUGCUUUUGCGUACGAGGUCGACAAGACGGGCCUUUCCGAGGACCCGGAGCCGGACUUCGACGACCCAGCCCACCUCGAGCCCAUCUUCGGCUGGUCGCUUCAAGAAGUCAGGGAGUACGUCCGCCGCCUCCGCGAGCGCAUGGAGCCCGCAUCAAGGUCGUCUCGAUCGCGCCUCGCUCAUCGCCUCUUCGUCUCGGGCACUGUCGGCACCAGCAGCACCAUGUAUCCGCCUGUCGCCCACAUGACGCCAACAAUGGUCCACCAUCGGCACCCGGUGCCAGUCGACCGCGUCCGCAUCAAUAGGAUCCCAUUGCCGACGGCACCGACGGCGGAACGGCAAGGCGACGGCGUGGAACAAGGAAAAGAGGAGUGA
Pseudozyma flocculosa PF-1 is the source of this 783-nucleotide messenger RNA. RefSeq lists its product as uncharacterized. The coding region runs from base 1 to 783 and encodes 260 amino acids. NCBI's taxonomy places the organism in Eukaryota, Fungi, Basidiomycota, Ustilaginomycetes, Ustilaginales, Ustilaginaceae. The record is from RefSeq and is a predicted model, not a curated record. The transcript is spliced from 4 exons.